Messenger RNA from Thamnophis elegans (Western terrestrial garter snake), 360 nucleotides. RefSeq names its product CUGBP Elav-like family member 5 (gene CELF5). The annotation marks the transcript as partial. The record is from RefSeq and is a predicted model, not a curated record. The transcript is spliced from 3 exons. NCBI's taxonomy places the organism in Eukaryota, Metazoa, Chordata, Lepidosauria, Squamata, Natricidae. Gene Ontology annotation, molecular function: RNA binding.
AUGGCCAGACUGCCGGCCAGCGAGCCUAGGCGGCAGGCGCAGCCCCAGCAGCCGCCGCCCCGCGCCUCCCCCAUGAGCGGCGGCGCCGACCCGGAGGGCAUGAAGGAUCUGGAUGCCAUCAAGCUGUUCGUGGGCCAGAUCCCUCGCAACCUGGAGGAGAGGGACCUCAAGCCCCUCUUCGAGCAGUUCGGCCAGAUCUACGAGCUCACCGUGCUCAAGGACCGCUACACCGGCAUGCACAAAGGGUGCGCUUUCCUGACCUACUGCGCCCGAGACUCUGCUAUCAAAGCUCAGACUGCCUUACACGAACAGAAGACGCUGCCGGGGGUAAGUCACCCAGUGGAGCUGGCAGCAGAGUCG